CGCGGCCAGCUACCGCCAGUCAAACGCUGUUAUCCGUUGUAGACUGUUGGAGCUCGAUCGCGGCGUGUUUAGUAACUUCUACGUGCGUUUUGUUUGUGAUCAUUUUAAUAAAAAUAUUCGAAGUUUUGUAGUUGUUUCAAAAAAAGUAGUGCAGCAAAAUUUUUUAACAAAAUGACCAUACCAAAAACUGUUAAUCCCGAUUUGGCGAAUGAACGCAAGAAGGCCACCUUCGAUGUGGAGGAAUUCACCGCUUUUAUUCAUGACGGUGAAAGCUUCUUGCAAUUGAAAAGAUUAGCUGAAGAGGAACUAUUUUCUGACUUACCCGACCCUGUCGAAUUGGAUUAUCUAUCAUACGAAGAUUACUACAAUCGUACAGUUGAGCAAUGCGUAAACGCAAUUACUAAAGUAAGAGCUAUGCAAGAGCGCGUGAAUCCCGGCGGCUUAGAAGUUUAUCACACUCUCAUGACUGGACCAAUGGGUACGACUCUGAUGCCCGGCGGUACUCCGAUGGGUGUGCACUUUCUUAUGUUCACACGUGCGCUUAAAAAUCAGGGUACACCCGAACAGUAUGAGAAAUUCGGUCGUCGAGCAGACAAUUGCGAGAUUUUGGGUACUUACGUACAAACGGAGCUUGGUCACGGUACCUAUCUGCGGGGAUUGGAAACGCGCGCUGAUUACGAUCGCCAAACCGAUGAAUUCGUGCUGAACACACCAAAGCUGACCUCGUACAAAUGGUGGCCCGGUGGUUUGGGUAACACCGUCAACCAUUGCAUUGUGGUGGCACAGCUCUACAUCGAUGACGAACCAAUGGGUUUGCAGUUAUUUUUCUUGCAGGUGCGCGAUGAGCAAACACACAAGGCACUGCCGGGCAUUGAUAUCGGCGAUAUUGGCAAAAAGAUCGGUUUGCAGGCCGUGAAUAACGGCUAUUUGGGUUUGACUAACGUGCGUAUACCACGCACAAAUAUGCUGAUGAAGAAUGCCAAAGUCCUGCCGGAUGGCACUUUCGUUAAGUCUCCAGUCUCACAGUUGGCCUACUUUCCCAUGGUGUUUGUACGUUGUAUGAUUGUGUUGGUCAAUAGCGGUUUUCAUGCAAUGGCGGCGACCAUAGCGACACGCUACUCGGCUGUGCGUCGUCAGAGUCCCAUUAAACCGAACGAACCGGAACCGCAAGUGCUGGAUCACAUAACGCAACAGAUGAAAAUUGUGCCGGAGAUUGUUACAGCCAUUGCGUAUCGUUUGGCCGGUGUCAAGCUCAAUAAAAUGUACGAAGAAACCGCUUUGGCUGUCGGUCUCAGUGAUUAUUCGCGCCUACCGGAGCUACAUGCCUUGGCCUGCACCUUGAAAGCGUCUUGCACGUACGACUCAACUUUUGGCAUUGAACGCUUGCGACUCGCCUGCGGCGGUCAUGGUUACUUGGCCUCGGCCAAUUUUGGAAACAUCUUCACUUGGGCCACAGCGGCUUGCACCUACGAGGGUGAGAAUUCGGUGUUGUAUCUACAAGUUGGUAAGAUUUUGUUGAAAACCUGGGGCGAUAUGUUGAGUGCGAAGCCGCUGAUGCCUACCAUGGCAUAUUUGGGUGUGUGCGCCAGUUGGCAUGAGUUUCCGGAAUGGACUGGCGAUUGGCAGUGCUUGGUGCAGGCUCUGCAGUAUGCGGCCACGAACAAGACACUCAUCGCUAGUAAAAGUUAUACCAGACGCUUGGAGAGUGGCUUGUCGCCACCGGAUGCGUUCAACGUGACUGGCAUAGAGCUGACUCAAGCGGCUGAGCUUCAUGGGCGCGCCUUCGUGGCCAACAAUUUCUUUGAAGAAGUUACCCAAAAUCGUGAAAACCGUUCCGCAUCACUGAAUAAUUUGUUGGAGCAGCUGCUCGAACUCUAUCUGGUGCAUACGGUUCAACGGCAUAUGGCUGACAUUUUGCGGUUCAUUCAUUUGACCGACGAUCAUUUGACCUCACUGCAGGAUCGCCUCGAAACGGUGCUCGCUGAGCUGCGCCCGAAUCUCGUUGCCAUUUGUGAUGGUUUCGAUUUUCAUGAUAAAGUUUUGAGUUCCGUUUUAGGUUGCUAUGAUGGCAACGUCUACGAACGUAUCUUCGAGGCUGCUAAGAAGAGUCCACUAAACCAGAAAGACGUGCCGGCGUCAUUUGCGCAACAUUUAAAGCCGUUCAUGAAAUCGAAUUUAUAAAAAACUGGUACUUGAAACAGGGGAGGGAAAUGAGUUUAGGUGGUACGUGGGUUAAAAUGGGUGCUAUUUGGUGUGGUGAAUUAAUUUUAGAACUAUAUGUUUGUACCAUUUUGUUAUUAAAUAUCUAAGAAAAAAUAAAAGAAUUAGACAAUAAA
Bactrocera neohumeralis is the source of this 2336-nucleotide messenger RNA. RefSeq names its product probable peroxisomal acyl-coenzyme A oxidase 1. NCBI's taxonomy places the organism in Eukaryota, Metazoa, Arthropoda, Insecta, Diptera, Tephritidae. Gene Ontology annotation, cellular component: peroxisome. The record is from RefSeq and is a predicted model, not a curated record. The transcript is spliced from 8 exons. Gene Ontology annotation, molecular function: acyl-CoA oxidase activity; FAD binding; fatty acid binding. Gene Ontology annotation, biological process: fatty acid beta-oxidation using acyl-CoA oxidase; lipid homeostasis. The coding region runs from base 172 to 2181 and encodes 669 amino acids.